Messenger RNA from Rhincodon typus (whale shark), 1107 nucleotides. RefSeq names its product probable G-protein coupled receptor 139. Gene Ontology annotation, cellular component: membrane. Lineage: Eukaryota; Metazoa; Chordata; Chondrichthyes; Orectolobiformes; Rhincodontidae. Gene Ontology annotation, biological process: G protein-coupled receptor signaling pathway. Bases 1 to 1065 code for a protein of 354 amino acids. Gene Ontology annotation, molecular function: G protein-coupled receptor activity. The transcript has 2 exons. The record is from RefSeq and is a predicted model, not a curated record.
AUGUACCAGAAUCUAAGAGUAUUAAAUUGGAAUGUUCCAACAAUAGACAGGAGUUUAUCCAGUGGUCUUUCGAGGCUUCGUUUCGAUCGAAUUCCAGUAACAAUCCGGAUAUACAAUGUACUGCUGAUUAUUCAGGCAGGUUACUAUCCUGUCCUCGCUAUUGUUGGUGUUCCCGUUAACGUAGUGACGACCUAUGUCCUGCUUUAUAAAGAUUGUGGAUUGUCAUCAUGUGUCAGACGUUACCUGGGGGCCAUGGCAGUGGCUGAUCUACUGGUCAUUAUCCUCGACCUGAUAUUGAGACACGUUCCCAUUGUUUAUGGGGAACAGUUUUAUUUCCUGCGGUCCAUCCCCGUGUGUAAUGUCCACGCCGUCCUGCUUUAUGCGGCCACUGACUGUUCUAUCUGGUUCACCGUCACUUUCACCUUUGAUCGAUUUGUGGUAAUUUGUUGCCAGAAGCUGAAAAGUAAAUAUUGCAGUGAGAAAACGGCGGCUGUGGUUCUGGGAACAGUGACUGUGCUGAGCUGUUUAAAGAACAUUUUCUGGUAUUUUAUGCUCACAGCUCGCUAUUGGCUGGGGAACGCUCCCUGGUUUUGUGAGAUAACAAUCGAUGUUCGUGACUCUCGUGUCUGGGUCACAAUCGAGUUCGUCCACCAUAUUCUAACCCCGGCUCUCCCAUUUCUCCUGAUUCUGCUGCUCAAUGUUUUCACCGUCAGACACAUUUUAGUGACCAGCAGAGCCCGCAGGAGACUUCGGACUCACACCAAUGGAGAUGUUCAGUGUGACACAGAAAUGAGAAAUCGAAAAAAAUCCAUCAUUUUACUGUUUGUGAUCUCGGCCAAUUUCAUCCUGUUAUGGUCAACGUUAAUGGUUUAUUCUAUAUGGAUCCGGAUGUGGUAUUUCGAGUUUCAGUCUGUGCACACGGAUCGCUUUGUGCAGGAAUUGGGCUUCAUGUUGCAGCUCCUCAGUUGCUGCACAAACACCGCGAUUUAUGCCGUGACCCAGACUAAGUUCAGGCAGCAGCUGAAGAAUGUAAUGAAAUAUCCCUUUACGCAAAUUCAUCAAUAAUCAAAUUCACUCAUUAAUCAAUCCAUCCAGGAUGUUCUCAUU